GUUUUUUUUCCCCUUGUAAAGGAAACCUGCAACAUUAUAAAAGUUAAGCUGGAUUCAGUUUAAGACAAUAAAUAUUGGAGGUGGGGUUAGAAUUACCAAAGAGGAAGCUGAAAUAUGAGCAUCAUCUGACCUUUAAACAGGAGGAGGUUCCCAAGUUAAAAUUAAACUGGACCCGGGAUGGCACUUAGUGUGGGCUGACGUAAAUGUUGCUAAAUGUCUUAAAACUAAGAAAAAGCAGGCAUAAGUAGCUUAAAUGUGCUGGUUGUUGGAGGACUGGGCCAUGAUUCAUUACAAACGCUGUUAAUUUGUGCACAAAGCUGCUCUACUGAGUACUAGAUAUGCUUCCAUAAAGCAGAAGCUGACUAAUUUGGAUGGUGCACAAAUGUCUCCACUUCUGGCUGGAGGUAUGCAGAUCAUUUUUCUUUGUUUUGUUUUUUUUGUAAGCAGCUUCUAGUUCAUAGAUCACGCCAGGUGACCUAAAUUGCAGUUAAGAUUGCAACAGUAUUUGCAUCCCUUCACAACCCCUGGGACUGUGUGCAACCCCUCUUAUCGUCCUCUAACCAGGAAGAUCCCCACCAGCCUGCGCUCCACAGCUGUUUCAGCUUGUUUUGACUGCAGCUCUUUACCUUGCCAUGUCACAACUCGCAAUUAUCUAAGCCUGGCAAGCCGCACUCAGGGCUGGAAGCUGAUAAACAUGACUGGAUCUUUCCCAACAGGAAGUUUUCUUCAUCAUCCACCUGCUUUCAGCAAGAACUCAAAGGGCAUCAAUGAACUUGUGUUGUCAACAUUAGGAGGAGAAGCAGCUUUUCCCUCCUCCACCUGAUCAGGGUUGUCUAAGAAGCAACAUCACAAACAGUUUGUAUUUGCCACAAUGACGUGUUGGCAGAUCAUCAGCAUGUGUACAGAGAGAAAAAUAAGCAGAGUGAGGAAGCGGUUCAGUCCUCUGCUGCCACUUGACAGGAAGGAACAGCUUCUGAGCUGUGACUUGCCAAAAGCUUGCCACUUUUAUCUUCAGCGUCUCUUUAAGAGCCGUAACACCUUUUGUUCUUUGGACUCUACGGAAAUUUGCUCUGCAUGCUGCCAGAAAGGGGGAACUAUACUAAGCCUCCUCCUGCCUCCCCCUCCUCCUCACUACUGAACAAUAUCCUCUUCUAAACCCAAACAACCCCCCCAAAAAUUUUCCUGUUAUCUUCUUGGUUUUAUUUGUGCCUCACACACAAACCCUGUGGAUGGUCGCGUCGGCAGAUGGUCCUCAGUUGCUGAGACGGGAGUGAGAAGGUGAAGACCUGGCUGGUCAUGGGAUGCUGCAGCGUGACUCAGAGGCAUACAGGAGUGGAUGAAGUUGGUCCAGAUGAGAUCGAACUGCUGGAACUCUCUGGAGAUAAUUUGGGUGUAUGGAGUCUGAGCGAAAACAGAGUCCAGCUUUCUGUGAGGACCAGCAGAGAUGAGCACCAGCUCCCACCACAGCUGCCAAGCAAAGCCUCAGUACGACUCCAGGAGCAGGAGGUGGUGCUGUGGGGCAGGACCAGAGAUGAGCUCCACCACAGGAUUUACUCUCAGCAGCCAAUCAGGGGCUGGGAAGGCCAACCUGCUCAUGUUUAUGGAGAGGUCAUCUAUUCCUCUCUGGUUUCACUCUAUACCAGCUACACACAGGAAACCAGUGAACGGUUCCUGUUGUUGUUCUCUUUUCACCUUCUGAUCCUGUCAUUGGACCACUCCAGAGAAGACUUCAUAUAUGAGGGUAUUCUUCCUGUUUCUGGGCUGUCUCUCCGAGCUGUAUCCCUGGAGCCGGACGUAUCCCAUUCACCACACAUGUUUGAGAUCAGCAGUCCAAUGAUGGACUCGAAGGUGUUUAUGUGUGCCAGUGCUGCAGAGUUAAAGAGGUGGAUGCAGAACAUAGAGGACAGGAGAUACAAGUCCAUGAUGCAACCCAUGAGUCCCUCCCACUGUGCUCUUUCUUAUCUUUUGCCUUGUGAUGAACAUUGGAAAAGAGAGGAGCUGAAAAAAUACUUGCUGCAGGCUCCCAUAUGGAACUGGGAGGGCUCGCCUAUACAGCACAUGGGUCAGCCAGGAUACAUCUCUAUUGUUCACAUCAUCAACACUCAAAGACAGGGUCUCCAGGAAAGACUGAUGGUUCUCUUUCCACAUGAUGUCCUGCUGCUUUCUGUGGACAGCAAGCGGCUAAAUGUAAAGUAUGAGGGCAGGCUGGCUCGACACAGCAUCAAAGCAGUGGAGCGCUCAGCUCUUCCUGGACGGCUAGAGUUUGAUCUGAGAGGGGAGCUGGUGGAGCCACUGCAAGUUUCCUGCACCUGUGAGGAGGAUUACCAGACCUGGAUUUUCCAUCUGCAGCAGCCAGACAGAGACAGCCACAUUUUUCUGAGUCGGCCACCUCCUCCGUUAGUGCCCAAGCUGCAGAGAAGCGGGAAGGAGUUCCAUGAUCCCAGCCUAUCAGACGCCCAGUAUCACAUCAACGGCUGGGGCUGACCCGCCGCACUCAGGAGAAUCUUUAUUAAUCCGCUGUAAAUAUAAAUUCAAACCGACAUGUAGAUAAAGUAUUUAUUACUUUGAUGUGUGCCAAAACAUAGUGGCAUGGUGGCUGGAAAAUUAUUCUGGCUGAUCAUUUCUUAGAACCGGAAAGGAAACCAGGCCAUGACCCGGUUUAGAGCAGAACAUACUGUAGCUGCAGAGAUGUUAGAUACACUGAUAAAAAAAGCUAGGAUUGAAGAAGUUGUACAUACCUGUAUGUAGAGCUUUACUAAUAAAGAUUUUU
This is a messenger RNA of Cyprinodon variegatus (sheepshead minnow), 2770 nucleotides long. RefSeq lists its product as uncharacterized. The transcript has 11 exons. Bases 1297 to 2484 code for a protein of 395 amino acids. Lineage: Eukaryota; Metazoa; Chordata; Actinopteri; Cyprinodontiformes; Cyprinodontidae. The record is from RefSeq and is a predicted model, not a curated record.